AUGUCCGGAGACCUGGAGUCCAGCUUGCUGAAGUCUCAGCCUUCCUCUCCUUCAUCCUCCUCGCAAGCAUCUUUCUCUUCUUCUUCAGAUGACUUGGAGUACGCUCGUCUUUGCCAGGACGACAAGGUUGAGAGCUUCCGUAUUGAGACUCUCGAAGUAGAAGAUGAUAUCUCUCUCGACGACACCUUCGUUGCAACUCGCCCCUUGCCGCCUUGGCUGAGAUAUCCCAAGAACCUUGCUUUGGCCUUGAUCCCGAGUUUCCUGCACCCAGUGGAUCCUGAUGCGACACCAAAGCCCCUCCAUCCAUCAGCUUGGCUCGCGUUCUUCGUCGUCUGCCACCACUGGUCCCUCUGCACGUUGACCGGCGAGGUCCGCCGCGGCUUCAUGAGCGAUGAUACACCUCUCUUUCUCCAGAUCCCAAUCCUUCGCUUGGCUCUUUCAGGACUGUCGAACGUCUGCGUCUUCUUCGUCAUAUCCGGUUAUGCCCUAAGCUACAAGCCUAUGAAGCUCAUUAGGCAGAAGAAGUCGGCCGAGUUCGCAAUCGCCAGCGCUUCCUCAGCUUUUCGUCGGUAUAUCCGCCUCUUCCUUCCGACAAUGAUCACGUCACUUGCCGUCGCUGGCCUAGCUUACUUCAAACUAUUUGAGCUUGAGCCUAUUUCCGGUCCAUCUGUCACAAUGUUCAGGCCACCAGCACUAGACAAUGUAUGGGACCAAGUAGUUGGAUGGUGGGGGCACUUCUCGAUUUUGUCCGACCCAAUGGCCAAGAACCUUGACAGAGGAAGAGGGUUUCCAUAUCAGCCGCAACUUUGGACCAUCCCCGUGGAGUUUGACGGUUCACUCAUUGUCUUCUUGGCACAUGUCGCCUUUUACCGAGUUCGCCCUAGCGUUCGAAUUCUUUUCCUUGUGUGCCUCCUCAUCUACACCAUUCACUCCGGCUACUGGCAGUUCUUUCUUUUCUUGUCCGGCCUGCUCCUCGCUGCCCUCAGAUUUUACGGCGACGAUGAGAAUGCCGACUACGAGAGCAACGGCUACGUCUGGGAAACUCUACCACACCUAUCGAGCCCUUCGUACUGGCGACGUGAGGGGCUGAGGGGAUUCAAUGCCCCAAUUUCGUUGAUCAAAUCCUCCAAAACCUACGGGAUCUCCAAGAAGACUCUUCAAUUAGCCUCUUUCAUCGGCGCCCUAUGGCUGUUGUCGUUCCCCGAGGGGAGCGGAAGUGUUGCGCAGACCCCAGGAUUUAGAAACCUUUCCUGGCUGACCCCUGCAAAGUACGGCGAAGGCGACGGCUUCUGGAUCCCCAUCGCCGCUGUCUGGCUGGUUUCCACCAUUGAUCAGUCACCUUUCAUUCAGCAGCUUUUCACGGGUCGGGUCAUUCAAUACCUCGGCCGGAUAUCGUUCGCCAUCUACCUCGUUCACAACUGCCUGAUUUGGCUCUGGGGCUAUCACUGCGUUCGGUUCUUUAGUGCCAUUACUGGCACUCUUCUUGAAGCCAACCUUAGCACUGACUGGGGACUUGUCGUCUUUCUUUCAACAUGUCUUUACUUACCAGGUGUCGUCUGCGUAGCGGAUUUCGUGCAGAGACAUGUGGAUGUCAACGCUGUCAAGUUCGCGGCUUGGUUCGAGGGAAGGUUGAUUGAAAAGACGAAGUAG
Molecule: messenger RNA, 1650 nt
Organism: Colletotrichum lupini
Lineage: Eukaryota; Fungi; Ascomycota; Sordariomycetes; Glomerellales; Glomerellaceae
Product: acyltransferase
Exons: 2
Coding region: 1-1650 (549 amino acids)
Biological process (GO): polysaccharide biosynthetic process
Cellular component (GO): membrane
Molecular function (GO): acyltransferase activity, transferring groups other than amino-acyl groups
Source: RefSeq, a predicted model, not a curated record